UUCUGGGCGGCCGCCCCGACCCGGGACUGGCUCGGGGAUGGGAAGUGAAGCCCCCGGAGCUGCGGCGGCGGCGGCGCUGUGAGGAGCAGCCAGGGGGAGGCAGCUGCGGCUCGUCGCACAGUGUUACCUUUCCUGCAGCAGAAGAACGAGCCACAGAAUCAAAGUUCCUUUACUAUUAUGGCAUCAAAGAUUUGGCCACGGUUUUCUUCUACAUGCUAGUGGCAAUCAUCAUUCACGCCACGAUUCAGGAGUAUGUGUUGGAUAAAAUUAACAGGCGAAUGCAGUUCCCCAAAGCGAAACAAAGCAAAUUUAAUGAAUCUGGCCAGUUUAGUGUAUUCUACCUUGUUUCUUGUAUUUGGGGCACAUUCAUUUUAAUUUCUGAAAACUGUCUGUCAGACCCAACUCUCCUAUGGAGGGCUCAUCCCCAUAAUAUGAUGACAUUUCAAAUGAAGUUUUUCUACAUAUCACAGUUGGCUUACUGGUUUCAUGCCUUUCCCGAACUCUAUUUCCAGAGAACCAAAAAGCAAGAUAUCCCCCGUCAACUUGUCUACAUUGGUCUUCACCUCUUUCACAUUGCUGGAGCUUACCUCUUGUACUUGAAUCAUCUGGGACUUGUUCUUUUGAUGAUGCACUACUUUGUUGAAUUACUUUCCCACAUUUGUGACCUGUUUUAUUUUAGUGAUGAAAAGUAUCAGAAAGAGUUUUCUCUGUGGGCAGUUGUGUUUAUUUUGGGUCGACUUGUGACUUUAAUUGUUUCUGUAGUGACUGUUGGCUUUCACCUGGCCGGGGGGCAGGAUCGGAAUUCGGAUGCUGUUACUGGAAACGUAAACGUGUUGGCCGCUAAAAUUGCUGUUCUGUCAUCCAGUUGCACCAUCCAAGCAUACAUAACAUGGAAUUUAUUUAAUGUCCAGCUUCAGAGGUGGAUGGAAGAAGACAAUACUCUUCAGGCCCCAAGUGUGAAGAAGAAACGGACUAAAGGGAGGUCUUCUAGAAAAGGAACAGAAAACGGUGUGGCGACUUCGAAUAGAGUAGACUCUCCCCAUAAAAGGAAAGAGAAAUCUUCAUAAUGAAUUACAAGCUAAUUGAUUACUGUCCCCAAAGAAGUCUGCUCUUUACUAUAUCUUUGUGUGCUACAGAUUGUUCUUGAAAAUACUUUGUGCCGUCUUUGAUUUCUGUUAUUGUACUGUGUAAUAUAUUUUUUUAAAGGCAUUUGAGGGGAGGAGGAUUAUUAUGAAUGGAAAAAAUUGAUAUAGACUAAGCAUCAUCAAAUGGUUCAGGGAACACCGCCAUAUUUUGUUUUGUUACUUUUGAACGUUUUCCUAAUUAUUUGUAGAUAUAACUAAAAAAUUCCGCAGAUCAGUGACAGUUUCUUGCUCCUGCCAAACUUUUAUAACAUUAGCAAGAUGGUCUGGUAUAGCACUGUCACAUUUUUUUAAUGUUCUCUUUUAGGAUAAAAUGGAAAUAUUAUAAAGGUGGGAUUCAACUUCAUUACGUUUUCAGUAUUCCCUAAUUCUUAGAAUUUUUAAAUUUUUGUUUAUUUUUUUUAGAACUUAAAACUGGAGAAAAGAUUUGUAAAAGCACCAAAAUAAUGAUGUGUUUUAUAGGUAGUGGUUGUUAAUAUUACAUCCCCAUUUAAAAAAAAAUAAUAAUGGGUAAUGUGUGGAGAUUUAUUACCAUAUAUUGAAUCAAAAUAUCAUGAACUAAUAUAAAAGUGUUACUGAAGAGGUAAAAUCAUUCUUGUCCAUUUUAAACACUUGUAA
Ailuropoda melanoleuca (giant panda) is the source of this 1760-nucleotide messenger RNA. RefSeq names its product translocation associated membrane protein 1 like 1 (gene TRAM1L1). NCBI's taxonomy places the organism in Eukaryota, Metazoa, Chordata, Mammalia, Carnivora, Ursidae. The record is from RefSeq and is a predicted model, not a curated record. Gene Ontology annotation, biological process: SRP-dependent cotranslational protein targeting to membrane, translocation; protein insertion into ER membrane. Gene Ontology annotation, cellular component: endoplasmic reticulum membrane. The coding region runs from base 213 to 1067 and encodes 284 amino acids. The transcript is spliced from 2 exons.